Molecule: messenger RNA, 1575 nt
Organism: Gryllus bimaculatus (two-spotted cricket)
Lineage: Eukaryota; Metazoa; Arthropoda; Insecta; Orthoptera; Gryllidae
Source: the annotation of a GenBank genome assembly
AUGAAACGUCAUAAGAAUGCAUUGAGAAGGAGAGGAGAUAUGCCAGGUAGGGAGAAACAGAAACCAACGAGAGUUGUGAAGAGGUGGGAGAAGGACAGUGCGGCGGUGAGAGAGGGUUUGGGGAAAAACGAGCAGAGUGCUGAUGAAGCGCAGGUCCAAAGUGGGGAAAGUGUAACAAGGGCGAUGUGUAGUCGCAACAGGGCGGGGGACGGGAUAAGAAGUUGGCGAGUUUGGUUAGAAAAUGGAAUCGACAGAGUGGGGCGAAAGGGCCUGGGGAGGAUGAAAGACCACGCGAAAAGGAGUUGGAGAGCAGUGGAGGAGCUUGAAACGGGCGAGGGAUCCGGAGGCAGCAAAGCUCCCGUCCAUCCUAAGCACGCCUUUGUCUCGGCCCUUUCCGAAGGCGCCAAGGAGGCGGAGGAGAGGCCGGAGAGCGCAGCCAAGGCGGAGCAGGCGGCGGAGGAGGUGGCCGCGUCCCGCCCGGACAGCGCGCCCAAGUCCGAAGCCGACGCGUCCGACGCCAGGGCCGACAGCGCCGCGGAGACGGACGCCGAAGCGGCGGCCUCCCGGCCGGAGAGCGCCGCGAAAUCCGACGCGGGAGCGAGCGACGCCGCAGCCAAACCCGACGCCGAAGCGGCCGAGUCGCGGCCGGACAGCGGAGCCAAAUCGCAUGCAGAACCCUCAGAAUCCAGGCCAGAGAGCGCGGUCAAGUCCGAGGCGGAGCCGUCGGAAUCCAGGCCGGAGAGCGCAAAAUCCCAAGCACAGCCGUCGGAGUCCAGGCCUGAAAGCGGCAAGUCGCAGGCAGAGCCGUCGGAAUCCAGACCCGAGAGCGGCAAGUCCCAGGCAGAGGCGGCGGAGAGCGCCGUCAAGUCCGACGGGGAGCCAUCCGAGUCCCGGCCGCAGAGUGGCGAGGAGGAGGUGGCGGAGAGCGCCAGUGAAGCGGCCACCCGGCCAGCCAGCGCCGUCGCGUCGCCCGUCCCUCUGGCUACCGCCGCCGCCGAAGAGGCCAUCAGCACGGAGGAGCUGGUGACGGAGCAGCAGUCGAGCGCGCACUCGAGCGUGGCGGCGCUGUCCAUCGACGCGGAGGAGCUGGGAGUAGAGGAGCCGCCGCCGCCGCCCCCGCCGCCCCCCGCCGACGACGGCGCCGACAGCGACGGCUCCAGCACGCCCACGCCCGAGGCGCAGGCCGAGGCCGAGGCGGAGGCCGAGGCGGCCCCGGAAGCCCCCAGCGAGACACCCGACGCCGCCGCCGCCGCCGCCGCCACCGCCCCCGCCUCGCGGCCCGCCAGCGGCUCCGUGGAGCGCGACUCCAGCGCCAGCCGCCCCGACAGCGCCGUCACCGUCAUCGCCGCGCAGGCGGAGAAGCCCGCGGAGGAAGGAGAGGCGUCGAGGCCCACGAGCGCCACCUCGGCCCCGGCCGACGCAGAGCCCCAGCCGCAGCCGCAGCCCGAAGCGGAGGUCGCCUCGCCCGCCGCCACCUCCCGACCAGGUAUGCACACCGACCGGUAUGCUCAAAUUCAAGUUUCGGAAACACAAUCUCCAGAAUGUGUUAGACAAUAUUUAAAAUUUGUCAGCAUU